GGGGCAAUUGGCAAGCUCUUCGUCUUCAACUCUGCGUCAUGUUUCAGUUUACACAAUGACAACGGCAAGUCGUCGAUCGAAGAAGCGCAGAAAACUUCGAAAACAAGAGGUGAAUAUUAGGGCGAAAUUUCGAGCUAGUAAAGAAUCACACCCUAUUAUCAGCCCUAAGAUUAAGAAGUACUGGCUACAACGAUACAGUUUAUUUUCAAGGUACGAUGAAGGUAUCAAAAUGGACGAAGAAGGAUGGUUCUCAGUCACGCCGGAGGAAAUUGCAGUCCGCCAUGCCCAGCGGAGCGUUGGCGGUGGAGUGGUGGUUGAUUGCUUUGCUGGUAUGGGUGGCAAUUCCAUUCAAUUUGCUUCAUUGGGGUAUCACGUUAUUGCCAUAGAUAUUGAUCCUCGAAAGGUUGAAAUGGCAUCAAACAAUGCAAAGAUCUAUGGUGUGGACAAUUAUAUUGAUUUCAUAGUCGGUGACUUUUUGCAAUUAGCACCAUUUCUAAAGGGUAAUGUAGCAUUUCUUUCUCCACCAUGGGGAGGGCCUUCAUAUAAGAAUACACACAAUUUUACACUCGAUUUACUCAAGCCAGUUAAUGGGUAUACAUUGUUUCAAGUAGCUCAAACAAUAACCCCAAACAUCAUAAUGUUUUUGCCUCGAAAUGUGGAUGUUUGUGAAGUUGAACAACUUUCGUGGCUCUCUUCUCCUCCUCUAAAUGUUGAGAUUGAAGAAAAUUAUGUGCAUGGGUUUUUGAAGGGAAAAACUGCUUAUUUUGGUAAUGCUGCAUAUUGGGGUGUUGGUCAAUGAAGUUGCACCUUUGACUAAUGGCUAGAACUUGUAUAAACAAAAAGAGGUAAGGUUUGUUAGGUAAAUUAUUUUCAACAUUUUGUACAAUGACAUGUGCUCAAGGUUAAAUAUGAUGAAUUCACUAUAUUUAUAAGAUUAAAGUGUUCUAUUUCUAUGUUGUAGAUCAAUCUUGACU
This is a messenger RNA of Lactuca virosa, 974 nucleotides long. The record is from the annotation of a GenBank genome assembly. Lineage: Eukaryota; Viridiplantae; Streptophyta; Magnoliopsida; Asterales; Asteraceae.